Molecule: messenger RNA, 873 nt
Organism: Labrus bergylta (ballan wrasse)
Lineage: Eukaryota; Metazoa; Chordata; Actinopteri; Labriformes; Labridae
Source: RefSeq, a predicted model, not a curated record
AUGAAUGCAUUUACAACAAGCAGUGACCCCAAAAUAGUUGGAGGCUACUACUUGGAGGCAGUCGAGAGACAAGGGGGGUGUCCAAGGAUUGUCAGAGGCGACCGGGGUACGGAGAAUGUCAAAGUCCGAGACUUUCAGCGUUUUCUCCGUCUGAAUCUACAGGACACGUCUGCUAUUGACAGCUACAUUGAAGGGGCAAGCAUGGCUAACCAGAGGAUAGAGAGCUGGUGGGGCUUCCUCAGAAGGGAAUCAUUGGAGUUUUACAUCGCUCUGUUUGUUGAUCUGAAGGACCGGGACUAUAUAUAUUUUAUGAAAUAUAAAUCCAUGAAGACUAGGCCUACAUGUUACAGCUUACUUAUGUUGAUUCAUCAGACAGGGUCAACAUAUGGUCGAAAGAUGAUGACCGGGUACCUGUCUGCAAUGGGAGUGGUUGCUGGUGAACGCCGGGUGGGGAAGAUUUUGAGAACAACUCAUUGUCCCUAUCACGAAAUGCGCAAACGUGGUGCACGUAACCUUAACCCCGUCCCCUACAGUGCUGCAUACAUGGGACACAAAAUCCACAUCGACCAGAAUGAAAAAUUGGUCAUGUUUGGAGUGACACAUGUUCUCGCAAUAGAUGGGUACAGCAGUAAGGUCGUUGCCCACGCAACCAUGCCAGUCAAGAAUAACCUCACGAUAUAUGAAGAAGUUUACAGAUCAGCAGUUCUUGAAUAUGGGAUGUGGGACCAGGUCAGGGUGGACCAUGGCCGGGAAUUUUACUUGUCCCUCUACAUGCAGGAGAUGCUGUCUAACCACAGACACAACUUGCAAAGGCAACCAUAUUGCCAAACUCAGUCAACAAAGGUGAGGUAACGGUCUCCUUAAUGUACAAAA